Danio rerio (zebrafish) is the source of this 3214-nucleotide messenger RNA. NCBI's taxonomy places the organism in Eukaryota, Metazoa, Chordata, Actinopteri, Cypriniformes, Danionidae. The record is from RefSeq and is a predicted model, not a curated record.
AACCGUGUGAUAUGACUGAGUUUUUUGGUCCAAGGAUUCAGAGAGUCUAAAGCUUUCAUACUCGCGGUGAACAUGUUGUGUUAUUGGGGAGCGCAGGUCCGAGAAGGAUUCGGUCUGGUUAAACCUGAGCAAGUCAUACAUGGAAACUGGGGGAUAAAAUCCAUCUGUCCGAGUUCAGCAGCUUGCGGCACACUUGUUCAGGACAUCUCAACUGGAAAGAGUUAUGUUGGAUUCAUCAGAGAGGGAACGGCGUGGAUCCUGAGACUGCACAAUGAAGAUGCUGAUGAAAAACUAGAACCAUUACAGCUACAGAAUGAGAGAAUCAGAUCUAUUGUCUGUGGAGAAGCUGGUGCAGUUCUUCUUGCUGAUGAUGGAAAAGUUCUCGUUAUGGACCAAUCUACAGUGUGCAGGCCUCUUAAAGGUCUGGAGAACAGGCAGGUGAUUCAGAUCGCAUGUGGAGACCAGCAUUCAAUGGCGCUGACCAACGAUGGUCAGUUGUUCGUUUGGGGCGAGAAUGCUCUUGGUCAGCUGGGUUUGAGGAAAGAGCAGGCCGGCACUCAGUCUCCUCAACACCUCCAGAGUCUGUGUGGGAUCCCAGUGGCUCAGAUCAGCGCUGGAGGAAACCACAGCUUUGUGUUGUCUCUGUCAGGAGUCGUGUUUGGGUGGGGGAGCAACUCUGCUGGACAGCUGGGUCUCGGAGACACUACAGACCGAUUCAUCCCUACAAUUGUUAAAAGUCUGAGUGGAAAGAAAACAGUGUCCAUCUCAUGUGGAGGAGAACACACUGCCACUCUGUCAAAGGGAGGAACAGUGUUCACAUUUGGAUCAGGAGGUUUUGGUCAGCUUGGGCACAACUCACUUAAAGAUGAACAUCAUCCACGACUGGUUGCUGAACUGUGGGGAUCUAAAGUGUCGCAGGUCACAUGUGGGAGACAUCACACGCUUGUAUUUGAGGAUUCGUCAAAUCAGAUCUACUCGUUUGGAUGUGGGAUGCAAGGGCAGUUGGGAAAUGGAGAACAGGUCAAGCAGUCUGUGCCGUUACCAGUGCUUCUGCCAACUGAAUGUACUGAAUUUACGAUGGAAAAACUCAUCGCUGGAGAAAACCACUCCUUUGCCUUGUUUUUCAAGAGUCCUGGAAAUGAGUCUGAAAAGCCUAAAUCUGGUUCAAAUGGAGGAAUUUUGACACUAAAUGACAGAAUAAUUGACCGCUGGGUGUCUGAAAGUGACCCAUGGCCAACAAUAAAGAAUGAAAUAAACACAGUGUUCUCCUCUGCUGCCUCACUGAAUGGAAGUUUUCUCAAAACAAGUCGCGAUGAACAUUAUCAGACGUCUGUGGAGCGUUGUGGCUUGGAUUUUGAUCUGGUUAAAACAUCCUUUGCGAAGUUAUCCACAAGUAAAAGUCUGAUUUCAGAGGUGGUGAAGGUGGUUCAGCAGACGCUGCUGCCAUCUCUGAAUCCAAACCCAACUGGUGAGGAAGCUCUGAGACUUUAUCUUCUCCUCCCUGAGCUCAUCAAUGGUCUCAAGAAGCAAAGAACUAAACUCAUUGAAGCUCUGGCCUUCAAAAUCCUUGAGCUGUGUCCUGCAGCUCGCAAAGUGCUAGAGAUGUAUUGGUCCAGACUCCCUGAUGAUUGGUUUGAAGCCUUGAUAAAGUUAUUUCACAAAGAAUCUGCAGAGCUGAUAAAACAGAUUUCGAGGGGUGAAACUGACGAUCAAUCAACUAGACACUUGAAGAACUUUUUGGAGAUCCUUCAGAUGGCCUAUCAGAUCUGUUGCAGUACCAACAUCACAAAUCACGACUUCAUCAUUCCUGAGGUCAAUGAUCUCCUCGAAACACUGGACGCCACUUCUGCAGAAGUGCUUUGGAUGGCAUCGCGGCUUCCAAUCAAUGAAGAAUUGCACAAUAGGAUGAAACUGGAAGAUUACUACUUUAAAACAGCUGAAAUAUUGGUCAAGUUCCCUUUUGUGUCUGACUUUUUAACUAAAAAGAGCAUGUUUAUUCUCUUGCAGGAGCAAUGCAUACGGAGCUUACUAGACCUACUGGUGGUACAUUUGAAUGGCAACUUGUUGCACAUAAACAGGGAAUCAGUGCUGACGGACACCCUUCAGUAUCUUAGACCAUUUACCUACUCGUUUAUGCAUCCAUUGCAGGUGGCGUUCAUCGGGGAGGAUGAAAUAGAUGAAAAGGUUAUAUCAGCCGAAUUCUUCUCCCUUAUCUCCAAGUCUUUUAUUGAAUGGGAUAAAAAGAUUCUGGAAGUUCAUGAGAGUUCACUGGUUUGGUUCAAUCCUCAUCAUACACAGGACCAUAGGGAUUUCUACUAUCUUGGAGUGAUCUGUGGAAUGGCGCUCUACAACAGACAUCACAUCAACAUUGACUUUCCACUGGCCUUAUUCAAGAAACUCCUCCAGCAGAAGCCCAGUCUGGAUGAUCUGGAGGAGCUCUCACCUGUGGAGGCCAGAAGUCUGAAAAACCUUCUUGAGGAGGACGAGGAGGAAGUAGUGGAUUUGCAACAUUUGGAUUUCACGUGCAAAGGGCAAGAACUCGUCCCAAAUGGAAGUCAAAUUCAAGUAAACAAAGUUAACAGACAGAAGUAUGUGGAUUUGUACGUCGACUUUGUGUUCAACAAGUCCGUGAAGACACAGUUUGAGCAGUUUACGGAAGGGUUCUCUGAGGGCUGCCCGCUCGAUGCGUGGACCAUGUUUCACCCUGAAGAGCUGCAGGAGCUUCUCCACGGCUCUCCUCAAUAUAACUGGAAUGAGCUUCAACAGUCGGCUUCCUAUGAAGGCUGCUCUGCCUCUGAUGAGCUCAUCAAGAACUUCUGGACUGUUUUCUUUGAGCUCUCUGAAGAGAACAAGAAGAAAUUUCUGAUGUUCUUGUAUGGAACGGAGCGUGUACCUGCUGGAGGUUUCUCAAAACGUGCUCUGAAGAUUUCUCAGACAGACUGUCCUGAUCCAGAUGACCAUUUGCCAGAAGCCCAAACCUGUUUUGAAAGAUUAGUUCUUCCAAAAUACAGUGAUAUCAACACACUUCGCGAUAAGUUAAUACAUGCAGUCAACUCUUGUGCUGUUUUUGGACGAGGGUGAACUUGCCUGGGAUUCCAGACUUCUCAGUUCCAAAAAUAUGUUAAGUCAAGAAUGUAAAAUAGUUAUGUUAAAGGGCCCCGAUAUUGCAAAUAAAAGUUCAUAGUUUGGUUUUGGGGGUCUCCAACAACAGGCU